GCCGAUUCCGAGAUAGGAGCGACCAAUGAGGGGCGCGCCGCCGUUGACAUUUCGUGAUACGCUUCCACCGCCCGAUAAGAUAAAGUUGUAGCGCGGCGGCGGUGCAGUGGCCCCCGUGAAUCGGUCGAAGAUGCACUCUCAGCGCGCACGCGGAGUGUUAGUGAUAAUAAGUGUCCUAGUGUACGCGGGCUGGGCUCGGGGCGAGGGUCGGCCGUGCGACGUCUCCGUGCCAGAUGUCAACAAUCUCACGCUUAACUGUUCCCGGCGGGAUAUCACUGAGAUACCUGACUGGCCGGAGCGACUUACCACAGCCGUUGACAAAGAUCACGUGCUGGUUACCUUCUUCAAUAACAGCAUAACGAAUGUGACGCGGCUACCCAGCCUCCCAGGCAGUAGAAUAGCAAUCAGCUUCAAAAACAACCGCAUUAGAGACGUACAAGAGGACGCGUUUAGAAACAUACAGCGCCUCGUCUACUUGGAUCUUAGCAAUAACUGUAUAUCAGGUGAUGUGCUCCGCAGCGAGAUAUUCCAAGGUCCCUACAGCGAUGGAGUAUACGGCAGCCUCGCGCUGGAGACCCUCAACUUGGGCUUCAACGAGAUCCACUCCCUGGACAGAUACCUGUUCCAGUACACGCCCAACCUGACCAGGCUCUAUCUGAACAACAAUCCCAUUGAGAUAUUAGACCAUGUGACGGUGUUAGCGUUGUCGAGCGCGACGAAUUUGGAGGUGCUGGACCUCUCAAAGACUGCCAUCGACAGUAUCCCGUUGGACGCGUUCAGAGGCCUGGUCAACCUGCGCCAACUAGAUCUAUCUGGGAAUGGGUUUGUGACAGUCCCUGAAAGCCUCAGCUUGGUUGGCAGCACUCUGCAGUAUUUGACCUUCAACAACAACCCUAUUAUAGAGCUCAAUGACGAUAGUUUUGUGGGACUAUCCAACGUGCUGGAACUAGAAGUGGGAGAGAACGACUAUUUGGAAGAAGUGAAGCGUAGCACGUUCACACCGCUCAAAAGCUUGCGAGUCCUGCACCUGUGCCACAACAAAAACCUAAAAUACAUAAGCCACAACGCGUUUAGAUCUAUCAAAGAGAAGCUAACGCUAAAAGAGGUAUACCUUGAUAACAACAAUCUGAGCGAACUACCAACGGAUCUACUCGUUUGGAGUCAGCUGGACAUACUGGGCAUGAGCGGCAACAGUUGGCUUUGCAACUGUGAUCUCGCCGAUAUUGUGGUCAAACAAGGAGCAGGAACAAAGUUUAAGACAGAUGAAAUACCUCAUUGUGCUGCACCUAUGCGGUUAAGCGGGGCAUACAUUACCAACAUAACCAUACCCUUCUGCCCUGUGUUUGACACAUCCUUUACAUAUAAAAGAGGCUUUACUCUAUCAGAUUUAAAACCCAAGCAUGUUCUAUGGAGCAUCUUAGGUGUCGCUACAGUAGUAGGUGUGGGUAUGAUAUGUGGUCUACUAGUUAAUGCAGCUAAAGCUUUCUACAGGAGAAAAUUGAGAGCAGAACCCAUCCGUUACUUCAAUAUAAAUGAAGAUUCAGAGUUUGCAUAACUUAAAAAUUGUAUAUUAUAUAAUAAAUUAGUUGUCAGUAUUUUCCUUAACAUGAAUCAACAUAUUAUAAAUAAAAUGUUUUUAGAA
This is a messenger RNA of Aricia agestis (brown argus), 1642 nucleotides long. RefSeq names its product chondroadherin-like. The transcript has 8 exons. Gene Ontology annotation, molecular function: protein binding. NCBI's taxonomy places the organism in Eukaryota, Metazoa, Arthropoda, Insecta, Lepidoptera, Lycaenidae. The coding region runs from base 131 to 1555 and encodes 474 amino acids. Gene Ontology annotation, cellular component: extracellular matrix. The record is from RefSeq and is a predicted model, not a curated record.